Sycon ciliatum is the source of this 859-nucleotide messenger RNA. Its product is annotated as mitochondrial import receptor subunit TOM20 homolog. Bases 159 to 632 code for a protein of 157 amino acids. Gene Ontology annotation, molecular function: transmembrane protein transporter activity. The record is from RefSeq and is a predicted model, not a curated record. The transcript has 4 exons. Gene Ontology annotation, cellular component: mitochondrial outer membrane translocase complex; mitochondrial outer membrane. NCBI's taxonomy places the organism in Eukaryota, Metazoa, Porifera, Calcarea, Leucosolenida, Sycettidae. Gene Ontology annotation, biological process: protein targeting; protein import into mitochondrial matrix; tRNA import into mitochondrion.
UGGUCGCUUUUUUUUGACUUGCCAACGCGAACGCUUGAAUCACAUGAACACCAAAAUCAACUCGAAAGUGUGCAGAAAGAUAUUGUAGCGCAUGCUGCAAUACUGCGAAUAGUAUUUCUCCAAUCUCUCUUCGGGUUCCUCUGGCGAGUGCCUUCGCCAUGUCGUGGAAGAUUGCGGGAGCAUGUGGUUGUGUGGCCGUAUCGGCAUUCGUCGGCUACUGUGUCUAUUUUGAUAGAAAGCGCCGCAGUCAUCCGGACUACAAAAAGAAUAUCCUUAUACGUCGAAAAACUGCAAAGAAUGAACCUGAUGUCGGAAGAGAAAAGUUUUUCAUGCAGGAAGUCAAGCAAGCUGAAGACUGCUUAAUGCAAGGUAACUUUGACGAUGCUAUUGAGCACUUGGUGAGUGCCCUCGGCGUUACAGCCAACCCCACACAAGUGCUGGGAGCCCUGUCGCACAGCCUGCCAGCCCCGAUCUUCCAGGCUCUGAUCCAGAGAUUGCCAGCGAGCUACCUGAGCGGUGCUGGUGGUGGUAUGGGUGGAAUGGGUGGCCCAGGUGGUAUGGGUGGUAUGGGCGGUAUGCCUGGUGCCAGUGCUGGCGGAGCUGAUGACUUUGAUGAUCCCGGUAUAGACUAAAAUAUUUUUGUUUUUUUUGUUGAAAAUUUAAUAGUAAUACCACGAGCGUCAUGCAACCUGGCUCCACUCAAGUGCGAGCUUUGUACAUACUUUUAGGGUAUCUUUUCUUUUGACCUCUGUGUAUUUAAGUUGUACAGCUAUUCGGUUCUUUUUUAUCUUGUUUGUUCUGUAAGAGAACUGCCAUCGAACUGAAAGUUCAGUGAUGCCUGUGCCAGGUUGUAAGCUUA